AUGUUCUCGAAUUUGCAUAAUUCUCUUUAUAACAAAAUUUUCGGUAUUAAUAGUAGUAUUUUAAAUCUAACGAAACAGUUUUCAGCGGUAUCUGAAACUCAUAAUUCUGCUUGGCGCAAGCAACUACGAAACCGAGUAUUUCGUACAACUCUCUUAGUCGUUAUAGCACAUAUCUUAUUUUGGUUCCCGUAUAAUUUGUAUGCACUUAUGAACUAUGUAAAUGUCGAUUUGUAUUUACAAAUGAGCGAUCAUGCUAACGUAUUUAAUGAUUUACAAAUUCUUAUCACACUUCGGAUUUUGGUUUCGCACAAUUGUCUGAUACUGCAAAAUUCAUUCCUUUUCACAAAUAAAACUCUUAUAUCCGUGAAAAACCUGGAAAUUGUGCACAAAAUCCAACUUCUCUUUAGAAUUAAGAGGAAGCAAAGGUCAACUUUUGAAUUUUAA
Molecule: messenger RNA, 444 nt
Organism: Dracunculus medinensis (Guinea worm)
Lineage: Eukaryota; Metazoa; Nematoda; Chromadorea; Rhabditida; Dracunculidae
Source: the annotation of a GenBank genome assembly